This is a messenger RNA of Rhizoctonia solani, 417 nucleotides long. RefSeq lists its product as uncharacterized. Bases 1 to 417 code for a protein of 138 amino acids. Gene Ontology annotation, cellular component: mitochondrion; mitochondrial inner membrane. The record is from RefSeq and is a predicted model, not a curated record. Gene Ontology annotation, biological process: mitochondrial respiratory chain complex IV assembly. The transcript has 4 exons. Lineage: Eukaryota; Fungi; Basidiomycota; Agaricomycetes; Cantharellales; Ceratobasidiaceae.
AUGUCCAAAACUAUAGAUCCAAACCAAGGGGACGCAGAUGGAACUGUGACGACUCCAGGAACUGGAACUUCGCGUACACUUGAAGCAUUAAAGCGGAUUGACCCAGUGCAGGAUUUUAAGCGUAUUCCGUCCAUGCCAUGUGCUAGAGAAAGUUUGCUGUAUGGUAUUGGAACAGGUGCAGGCAUUGGAGGGAUUAGGUUCAUUUCCAGUCGUAGUAUUUUGACAAGCUGUCAUUGGGCGGUCGGAACCUUCGUCCUGGUCUCUUCGUUUUCAUGGUAUACAUGUCGUUCUGCCCUGUCGAAGGAGCAAAGGGUAAUGAGAACAAUUGCAGAACGCUAUCCAGAGCGGAACGCCAAAAAGCUCAAACGGAGGGACAACUUAAAUCCUCCUUCUGAAGCCUCGACAAGUAGCUCGUAA